AUGGUGCAGCCCGGUGGCCGCUCUACGACUCCUCGCCUUGCGACAAACCGAAGGCGCGCUCCAGAGUCCGCAAGCAAGCUACUGGCAGGGUGUAGUCUGCGCAGCCUGCAGCGGAGAGGAGGAGCUACGCCCGACAGAGCGCACCCGCCCGGUCCUGCCUUUCGGCGCGCGUCCCGCGUUACCCAGGUAACGGAGCCCGGGGUGCGCCGAGAGCUGCGCGCGCCGCCGGGGGUGGGGGUGGGGCGGCGGCUAGGUGGAGUGUGCGCAGAAGCCAGGCGUGGGGCUGGACUGCUCUGGGGCCAAAAAGAUUUUCCUCGCCGUUAUCUCCCCGUCGAGGUCCAGCUAGUCUUGCAAGUGCUAUCACCUUUCAGGCCGGCUGUAAUUCAGGCCGGACCCUGGGAUCCAGUAUCCCUACUUGCGCUGGUCUCGGGGAGCAGACCCUCCACAGGUUCUCCUGCGCUGUGUAUCUGGGAGCUAGUGCAGCCUCCCAGGCAGGCACUCAUGCUCAAAACCAAAGACUGCCUCGCGAACAUCAGACAGCAGGUCUCAACUCCUCUAACACUUGCUGCACACUUGCCACACCAAACCAAUCUGACGUUCAAGCCUCAGUUGAAAGCUCCCACCGUCAUCCUGCCCCAACUCUUGGACUGUGAUGGAGGUAGGAAGAAUACAUUUGCUAACAGUACGUUGUUUAGCAGAGUAAGCGGGUUGGGCUUGGUACUUAGAGGUGGACAGCUUUGUUAGUGCCUCAAAUGGUCGUUAA
Lutra lutra (Eurasian river otter) is the source of this 763-nucleotide messenger RNA. RefSeq lists its product as uncharacterized. The transcript is spliced from 4 exons. The record is from RefSeq and is a predicted model, not a curated record. Bases 1 to 744 code for a protein of 247 amino acids. Lineage: Eukaryota; Metazoa; Chordata; Mammalia; Carnivora; Mustelidae.